AUUAUUCCAACAGUUGAUUUAUUCCGAACUCUCACCUAAAAUCUCCUGAAGCUAAACCCUUGGAAAAAAAAUAUCGGCGGCACCACUAUUACUAUGAACAUCUCAAUACUAAGGCUCGACUCCAAUCCAAUCACCACCGCAACAUCGCCGGCGACGGCGACGGCGAAUCACCGGAGUGGCAUCCUCGGUUGUUACAAUGGGACUAACAGUUGUAGGCUGAAUCAGCUCCAACAGAGGAAGAAGAAUCCGUCAAUUAUCGUUUGUUCUACUACAAAGCCACUUGCAUCGGUAGUGGACCGUCAUGGGGUCAGCGAGUCAGGGCUGAGUCGAAUUGAGUCACUGAGUCAGGUAUCCGGCGUGUUGGGUUGCCAAUGGGGCGAUGAAGGAAAAGGAAAGCUCGUUGAUAUACUUGCUAAGCAUUUCGAUAUCGUUGCUCGUUGCCAGGGGGGAGCCAAUGCUGGACACACUAUUUACAAUUCUGAGGGGAAGAAGUUUGCUCUGCACCUUGUCCCUUCUGGGAUUCUCAACGAGGAAACUGUAUGUGUUAUUGGUAAUGGAGUCGUGGUGCAUCUACCGGGACUUUUUAAAGAAAUUGAUGGUCUUGAAUCUAAUGGAGUCUCUUGCCAAGGAAGGAUUUUGGUAUCUGAUCGUGCUCACUUGUUAUUUGAUUUUCACCAAGAAAUAGAUGGCCUUAGAGAAGCUGAGCUAGCUAAAUCCUUUAUUGGAACCACCAAGAGAGGUAUUGGGCCUUGCUAUUCAAGCAAAGUUAUUAGAAAUGGCAUAAGAGUAAGUGAUUUAAGGCAUAUGGACACAUUCCCCCAAAAGCUUGAUCGUUUAUUAUCAGAUGCUGCUGCAAGAUUCCCAGGUUUUAAGUAUGGUCCUGACAUGCUUAGGGAAGAAGUGGAACGGUAUAAGAAAUUUGCUGAGAGGUUGGAACCCUUCAUUACAGAUACUGUGCACUUCAUGAACGAUGCUAUAUCUCAGAAAAAGAAGAUUUUGGUGGAAGGUGGUCAGGCAACUAUGUUGGAUAUCGAUUUUGGCACAUAUCCUUUUGUGACUUCAUCCAGUCCAUCGGCUGGUGGAAUCUGCACAGGUCUUGGCAUUGCUCCGAGAGUUGUUGGUGAUCUUGUUGGUGUGGUUAAGGCAUAUACCACACGAGUUGGUUCUGGUCCUUUUCCAACAGAAAUCAUGGGCAAAGGUGGUGACCUUCUUCGUUUUGCUGGGCAGGAGUUUGGCACAACUACUGGACGUCCGCGUCGCUGUGGGUGGCUAGACAUAGUUGCGCUGAGAUACUGUUGUCAAAUAAAUGGAUUUGCUUCUCUAAACCUAACAAAGCUAGAUGUGCUGUCAGAUCUUUCAGAAAUUCAGUUGGGUGUUACUUACAGACAUCCUGAUGGUUCAAUAUUAAAUUCUUUUCCUUCUGAUCUUCGUCUUCUUGAGCAAUUAAAAGUGGAGUAUGAAGUUUUGCAUGGGUGGCAGAGUGAUAUUUCUUCCAUCAGGAAGUAUUCUGACUUGC
Molecule: messenger RNA, 1516 nt
Organism: Capsicum annuum
Lineage: Eukaryota; Viridiplantae; Streptophyta; Magnoliopsida; Solanales; Solanaceae
Product: adenylosuccinate synthetase 1, chloroplastic
Biological process (GO): IMP metabolic process; 'de novo' AMP biosynthetic process
Cellular component (GO): cytoplasm
Molecular function (GO): adenylosuccinate synthase activity; GTP binding
Source: RefSeq, a predicted model, not a curated record